Gavia stellata (red-throated loon) is the source of this 1044-nucleotide messenger RNA. It is a transcript of the gene LHX8, whose product is annotated as LIM homeobox 8. NCBI's taxonomy places the organism in Eukaryota, Metazoa, Chordata, Aves, Gaviiformes, Gaviidae. Gene Ontology annotation, cellular component: nucleus. The coding region runs from base 1 to 1044 and encodes 347 amino acids. Gene Ontology annotation, molecular function: DNA-binding transcription factor activity, RNA polymerase II-specific; RNA polymerase II transcription regulatory region sequence-specific DNA binding. The record is from RefSeq and is a predicted model, not a curated record. The transcript has 8 exons. Gene Ontology annotation, biological process: neuron differentiation; regulation of transcription by RNA polymerase II; forebrain neuron development.
AUGUAUUGGAAGAGCGACCCGAUGUUCGUCUGCAGGCUGGAGGACAAGGACCUGCCCGCGCUCGGCGGCCCCUCGGAGAAGGCCAGCCCCGCAGCGGCCGACGAGGACUCCUGCUCUUCCUCCGCCGCCCUGUCGCCCUCCUCCUCGCCGCGGUCCAUGGCCUCGGGCUCCGGCUGCGCCCCCAGCAAGUGCGUGUGCAGCAGCUGCGGCCUGGAGAUCGUGGACAAGUACCUGCUGAAGGUAAACGACCUCUGCUGGCAUGUGCGCUGUCUCUCAUGCAGCGUUUGCAGAACGUCUCUAGGAAGGCAUACCAGCUGUUACAUCAAAGAUAAAGAUAUCUUCUGCAAACUUGAUUAUUUCAGGCGGUACGGCACCCGCUGUUCCCGCUGCGGGAGGCACAUUCAUUCUACUGACUGGGUCCGAAGGGCUAAGGGAAACGUGUACCACUUGGCAUGCUUUGCGUGCUUCUCCUGCAAAAGACAGCUUUCUACUGGGGAGGAGUUUGCUUUGGUCGAAGAGAAAGUUCUUUGUAGAGUACAUUACGACUGCAUGUUGGACAAUCUGAAGAGAGAAGUUGAAAAUGGUAAUGGAAUUAGUGUGGAAGGAGCGUUGCUAACAGAACAAGAUGUUAAUCAUCCAAAACCAGCAAAAAGAGCUCGGACCAGCUUCACAGCAGAUCAACUCCAGGUUAUGCAAGCACAGUUUGCUCAGGACAACAAUCCAGAUGCACAAACGCUUCAGAAACUGGCAGAAAGAACAGGCUUGAGCAGGCGUGUUAUACAGGUGUGGUUUCAGAAUUGCAGAGCACGCCAUAAGAAACAUGUUAGUCCUAAUCAUUCAUCUACUGCUCCUGUCACAGCAGUUCAGCCCUCCAGGCUGUCUCCACCCAUGUUAGAAGAAAUGGCAUACUCUGCGUACGUACCCCAGGAUGGGACUAUGUUAACUGCUCUACACAGCUAUAUGGAUGCUCAUUCGCCUACAGCUCUUGGACUCCAGCCUUUGCUACCCCAUUCAAUGACACAACUGCCGAUAAGUCACACCUAA